UCACUUUCAGUUCAGCGCCCUCGUUUCUACUUCCUUUCUUUCUAGUUUGUUGUGUACGGAGUUAAACAUGCCUAAAGCACGCAAGGAACCCGUAAAUGCUGUUCAAGUCUUCGGACGCAAGAAAACAGCCACUGCCGUCGCAUACUGCAAACGGGGACGUGGUCUGCUCAGAGUAAAUGGUCGCCCACUGGAUCAAAUUGAACCAAAAAUUUUGCAGUACAAACUGCAGGAGCCGCUGCUACUGUUGGGCAAGGAGAAAUUUGCCGGUGUUGAUAUCCGCAUCCGAGUGUCGGGCGGUGGUCAUGUCGCACAGAUCUACGCUAUCCGACAGGCUAUUUCCAAGGCCCUAGUGUCGUUCUACCAGAAGUACGUCGACGAAGCCUCACGUAAAGAACUGAAGGACAUUCUCACCCAGUACGACCGAACUCUGCUGGUUGCCGAUCCACGUCGCUGCGAACCGAAGAAGUUCGGUGGUCCAGGUGCUCGUGCACGUUACCAGAAAUCUUAUCGUUAAGGAUUUGCGGCCGUUUGAAAAUAAACAAUCCAUUCUAAAACUAUGCAGAUGCGGGGAUUCAUUUGAGGAAAUUAGAAUAAAAGGAAGACAGAC
Sabethes cyaneus is the source of this 607-nucleotide messenger RNA. It is a transcript of the gene RpS16, whose product is annotated as 40S ribosomal protein S16. Gene Ontology annotation, cellular component: cytosolic small ribosomal subunit; ribosome. Gene Ontology annotation, molecular function: structural constituent of ribosome; RNA binding. The record is from RefSeq and is a predicted model, not a curated record. The transcript has 3 exons. The coding region runs from base 68 to 514 and encodes 148 amino acids. Gene Ontology annotation, biological process: translation; maturation of SSU-rRNA from tricistronic rRNA transcript (SSU-rRNA, 5.8S rRNA, LSU-rRNA). NCBI's taxonomy places the organism in Eukaryota, Metazoa, Arthropoda, Insecta, Diptera, Culicidae.